AGGUAAUGCAUCUAAACAGACUUUCUGCUUCCUCUUGAUUGUAGAAAUGGGUCGUUCAAUAUUCUCAUCAAUUCUCGUAUCUCUUUUCCUUUCAUCGCCAUUCGCUGCCGGCUCUUGUCCAUUAUAUGGUCCCGUGUUUCCAACGCCGACGAACCUUGCUAGUUCCGCUAGCAUUAAAGACGCCUUGCAAACCCUCACUGAAACCAUCUCCGCCAGCUUCAAAUCUGAAAACUCUUCUUACGGGCCCGUAGACUCAACAGCGGCCUACACGGUCCAGAUCUUCUCUCUGGAGUCCGAAAAGCCCUUGUUGGAAUACUACCAUGACGGCACCACGCUGUCUAACACUACUGGUGUGCAAACAGUAGACGGAGACACGAUCUUUAGGGUUGGCAGCAUAUCAAAGCUCAUCACGGUCUACCUAUUCCUUACCGAACUUGGCGACAGCCUUUGGAACGACCCAGUCACACAACACAUCCCCGAGCUCCGCAACCGAACGAGAAGCGAACAAAAUCCUGUAGAUUAUGUAAACUGGGAACAAAUCACGCUCGGAGCAAUCGCAGGACACGUCGCAGGCCUCCCGAGAGACUUCGUUGAUCUACUCGGUCUCUACGCGAACGAUGGCUCUUAUGGCUUCCCCGUUCUCCCGCCCUCGGAGUAUCCCGCCUGCAUUCUGACGGCGACGAAUUAUACCUGUAAUCGGGAACAGUUCUUUAAUGCUAUCAAUGACCGCCAACCUACCUUCUUGCCGAAUACGAAAGCAACGUAUAGUAAUACGGGAAUGAUGCUCCUCGGAUAUGCGCUCGAAAGCAUCACGGGAAGAUCCUAUGAGGAUAUCCUAAAGACGGCUCUGAUGGAUCCACUGAGUUUGACGGGGACUUCGUACUCGAAGCCUGACGACACAAAGGGUGCGAUUCCGUUUAACACCACCUUUAGUCAAUGGGCCCGUGACUUCGGAGACGGAGCACCCAUGGGCGGCCUAUACGCGUCUACCGACGAUCUUUCCAAGAUAGGGCGCUCAAUAUUGAUCUCCACGCUCCUGGACGAGAACUCUACACGUGCAUGGCUAAAGCCGACAUCGUACACCUCCAGCCUCAUUGGCGACGUCGGUCGCCCGUGGGAAAUCUUCCGCGCCGCCGACAUCGGUCCGAGUAAACGACUCAUCGAUCUAUACACUAAAGGAGGGGAUUUUGGAACAUACCAUACGAACUUAGCAGUGGUGCCUGAUUACAACAUCGGCUUUGCCAUUGCAGUUGGAGGUAUGGGCUCGCAUAUCUUCCUCGACAACCUCAUCGUGGACACUCUAUUCCCCGCCCUCGAAAUCGCGGCUCGUGAACAAGCGAACGGAGUGUAUGCGGGAACAUACACGGCAACCAAUGGCUUAAACUCUAGUUUAGUGCUAAACACCGAUGCUUAACUCCUAGGCCUCGGCAUCUCUAAGUGGGUAAGCAACGGAACGGAUGUUUUGUCCGCGCUCGCUGCCCUCGGCUCCGUACCUAUAGCGCCCGAUACUUUACGCAUCUAUCCAGCCAACUUGGAAAGGGAGACAGAAGAUGGCACGGAAGUGGCGUGGCGCGUGGGUUUAGAUUCCCAGUCUGGCACUGCAAUGACGGGUCCAUUUUCAGCUUGUGGCUCGUGGUUUGCUGUCGACCUUUUUGUGUUAGGGAAGUAUCCGAUUGACGAGUUUUUGUUUAUGGUGAGCGCGGGCGGGGAAGAGAAGGCCGUCAGUGUGAAUCUGAGGGCUUUAGAUAUCGUAUUGGAUAGAGAGGGGUGAAUAGCGGAAAUGUAGAAUAAUGCUCAGCCAGUGCCCGCUAGAUGUUGGAAUUAGUACAGUAACUCUGAGAUUUCGCCUUCAUCCCUUUGCAGUCGAACGGACAGUCGGAGUCCUGAA
Messenger RNA from Trematosphaeria pertusa, 1888 nucleotides. Its product is annotated as beta-lactamase/transpeptidase-like protein. NCBI's taxonomy places the organism in Eukaryota, Fungi, Ascomycota, Dothideomycetes, Pleosporales, Trematosphaeriaceae. The transcript has a single exon. The record is from RefSeq and is a predicted model, not a curated record. Bases 47 to 1414 code for a protein of 455 amino acids.